This is a messenger RNA of Benincasa hispida (wax gourd), 1411 nucleotides long. The record is from RefSeq and is a predicted model, not a curated record. NCBI's taxonomy places the organism in Eukaryota, Viridiplantae, Streptophyta, Magnoliopsida, Cucurbitales, Cucurbitaceae.
CCAAAAAAAAAAAGUAAUUAAACCAAGAAAAUAUAUGAAAAAGAAAAUGAACGAAACGUUCAUCUUCUUCCUCUCCCUUUCCCUAGCAGCCGCCGACUCCCUCUCUUUGGCCGGUUUUCUUCUGCGGCGGCGACGACGCAGCAAACCCUCAAGCAGCCCAUCGUUGCACACCAACACCCACGCCUUCUGGCGCGUUCCCUCGUCUUCUCCGGCGUCUUCAAGCGGCGGCGUAUCUGCGACAGCAUCCUCCUCGAGACAGUUGAGUCCAUGGCGCGAACAGCACGUUGCUAAAGUUGAUUCCGACGGCCGUGUGUGAGUUUUCUAGCUGCUGUGCGGCUCACCCAUGCGUUUUUUUUACGGAGAUGCAGUUUGCUCCUCUCGGGGCGUUUCUUAGUUUUUUAACCACACGUGCCUGAUUCUCGAUCGACCUCAGAUUUGAAUAUUCGUAACUUUUAGAGUUCAGGUCUGCAAGUCUGGGCGAUUUCAAACGUUCACCAGCAAAGGUCGGUGCCCUUUCGACAAGGCUCGGUAGGAAACUGAGAAGUUGAUUUUUUUGCACAAUUUGAUUAAAUGGGAGACCCAACAGUUCUGGAUAGAAUACUCAGUCAUCUUCGUGCGACAUGCAAGUAUUAUACUGGUUUCCCAAAAGAUCUUGGGCCUUCCAGGGUCAUACAUUUUACAUCUGAACGUGAGUUUGUCCAACUCCUUCAUGAAGGCUAUCCAGUCGUUGUUGCUUUUACGGUCAGAGGUAACUACACAAAGCAUCUUGACAAGGUAUUGGAGGAAGCUGCGGUUGAGUUUUAUCCGAACAUUAAAUUUAUGCGUGUUGAGUGCCCAAAGUAUCCUGGUUUCUGCAUUUCACGGCAGAGGAAGGAAUAUCCAUUUAUCGAGAUGUUUCAUAGCCCACAACAAGCAUCUAACCAGGGAAAGAUGUCUGAUUCUAACGUUACGAAGUACUCGGUGAAGGUUUUACCCUUCAACUAUGACCCCAGUGCCUAUGGAUUGAGAGAGUUUUUUAAGCGUCAUGGGAUAUAUGGUCGUUGAAUCAAAAGUAACACCCACACGUGGGUAAAGAGCAUAAAGCCUUUAUAAUUUAUCUAUGAUUUGAACUGGUUUAUGUUGUAGAUGGUGGAGGUAAACUCCAAAGAUCUUUUCGCCCGAUGGACAAGUAGAUCUCGUACAGUGUAGUACUUUAUGUGUGGGAAUUUACAAUUAUAAGAUACUAUACCUGGUCUUUUUGCCAGUCGCGUUACAUUCAAGAUUUUUUUUUCCUUUCCUUUUUGGUGCGUCAUUUUACAACAUGGCGAGUAAUUGUAUCAUCCACCAGAAUGUAUUGAGGUUUGAAUCUUAGAACAUUUGUAUUACUACUAGCUUUCUUAGUUCAGCAAAAAUGCCUAGCAGGUUUAUGACA